AGAGAGAAACCUACUCAGUGGGGUUUAACUUGAUUGUGUUAGCUGUUGUUUUUUAUGAAGAAGUUCCACAAGCUUGGCAAGGCAAAGUCAGCUAUGGUUCCUGCUUCCGAUCCCUACGCUGUGAAUCCGACGUUUAACGCAAAUGUACAGAUAUUCGGUGAGGCUAUCGUUAAGUGUUCCUCAUGGAUAUUCUGCAGAUACAGAAAUUACAGACAAAGAAUACUCCUUAGUUAAACACUGGAGGGAGCCCAUGCAUUUCGAACGAUAUGCAGACAAGAUAUUAUGAACAACAGGGCACGAGGAGCGAUUCAUAGGAAGGAGUUUACGAAGAAUCUCUCACCUGAUAAAAUCAACGUAAGUACGCUCAAAGGAGAAGGACAACUGACAAACCUGGAACUGGAUGAGGAAGUGCUCCAAAAUGUGCUGGAUCUGCCCACUUGGCUGGCUAUUACCAGGGUAUACUGCAAUAGGGCAGCCAUUAGAAUACAAUGGACAAAGCUGAAGACUCACCCCAUUUGCCUGUUUCUCGAUAAAGUGGAAGUAGAAAUGAGAACUUGUGAGGAACCUCGACCCCCAAAUGGACCAUCUCCAAUUGCCAUUACAGCAGGUCAAAGUGAAUAUGGCUUUGCAGAAAAGGUGGUGGAAGGAAUGUCUAUUGUGGUGAACUCCAUUGUAGUUAAAAUUGAAGCAAAAGCUUUCAAUACUUCAUUUGAACUAUGGCAACUCCAAGGCUAUAGUGUGAAUCCCAAAUGGCAACAGAGUGAUCUCCGAUUCACAAGAAUUACAGAUCCAGAGCGAGGGGAGGUUUUGACUUUUAAGGAAAUAAAUUGGCAGACACUCCGUAUUGAGGCUGAUGCAAUCCCAGGCGAUCAGAGCAUUAUCAGUACACCACUUAGACUAAUUACCAACCAGUCAAAAAUCAAGCUUGUACUCAAGAGAAGGGUGAAAGAUUGCAAUGUGGUGGGCUCAAAGCUAAUGUUCCUUUUGGAUGAUUUGCUAUGGGUGCUGACUGACUCCCAGCUGAAAGCAAUGAUUGAAUAUGCCCAGUCACUCAGUGAGGCCAUGGAGAAUUCAGCCAAGCAGCGGAAGAGAAUGGCUCCAGACACUGAAGGGACAAGUGGAUCAAUGCCUAGUGUCCAUCAGACGCGAACCCAACCAGCUUCUUCGAGCAGCAGUUUGAACAGUAUUAGUCAGUAUUUUGAUAUGUAUGAUGUGAAAGAAUCAUCCUAUCACAGUCAUAUCUCGCGCCUGGAUUUGCACAUUUGUGAUGAUGGUGCCUCUACAGAACAAGGAGGAUCUAAACAUCGAAUUGCUGGAGGAGCUAUACAGUUAACAUUCAGAAACUUGAGCCUGGAUUAUUAUCCCUUCCACUGGGCAAAUGACAGUUGCAAACAUUGGGUUAGACAUUGUGAAACAAUGGAAGCUAGAACACGCUGGGCCAAAGACCUGCUUCAAGAGUUUCAGUCCAAAGUGCAGACAGUAAUAGAUCAUAAUGAAGAUGCAACAGUUGUCAGAUCACCAACAAAAGAAUCUCCUGGCAAAAGAAAGGGGUCACCAACUCGCAAAAUAGUUGCUGGCAAAAGACCUGCAAGUGAUCAGUCUGCAUCAGCUGCUAAUUCUGAUUCUCGGCACCCGCCAUGGAACAGGCUGCGCUCCAGCUGUGUGGUGAUCCGCAUUGAUGAUUUGGAUGUUUAUCAGGUGUCCACUGCAGGUCAGCAUAGCAAGAAGCCAACAUCGUUACUUUCCUGCAACAGGACAUCUUACCAUCUUCCAGCUGGCAUGUCAGCAAUUCACAUUGAAUUCACUGAAUACUAUUUUCCUGACAGUAAAGAAUUUCCUGUGCCUUCUCCUAAUCUUUAUGUAAAGCUCAAUGCCUUGCAAUUUACACUUGAUCCAGUCAGCAUGCUGUGGAUGAACUCCUUCUCUUUGGAUUUGUAUCAGACACUACAGCAGUUUAAAGCCAUUUAUAAACUGAAUAAUUCUGUGAAAGUGGAUGAACAUGUUGACUUUUGCAUGAAUGGACUCCUGUUGAAGUUCAUUAUUCCUGUGGACAAGAAGGUAAUGGCUCAUCCAGACAGACCACAAUACCUCACCAUUCAGACUUCAGAUGUUGUAGCUACGAACACCCGUCACUCUCUAAAUUGCACGCACUCUGAUCUCCAAAUGGUGCUAAAAGCCUUCAAAGACUUUGAAUUCUUUCAUGUGUCAUAUAAAGAAUUCCCCAAAUAUGCAGACAGUUUUGAUGUGCUGCAAAGUGUUUUCUUCCAUCAUGCUUUUGAGCAACAAAUCAAUAUGGAUAGAAUACACACACAAAAGAAUUGCACCUAUGAUGUAUUGAAAACAUUGUCAGCUGCAGACAUUUGGUCGCUCCAUUUUUCCCUGCUGUGGUUGGACUUUGAAGGCAUUGAGAGUUCAAAGGGAAAGCCUUGGAAUUUUGUGGAUGCCUUUCCCCUUUCCAUUUGGGUGUCCCAACCAUCUAAGUUUCAGAAAGCCAAGGAAUUCUCCAGCCAUUCAGCAUCCGAAUAUAGCACUGAUUUAGAGGAUUGCAACACUGGUUUGGGCCACAAACUUAAUUUGCUCAAUUGCAAAGAAUCCCUUGGAAAUGGAUUACAGGCUAAUACAAAGCAGGAUUUUAUGGGAGCAGAUGUGCUCCGAUCUUCUAAAGGGAUUGGAGAGCAAGGAAAAUUCAGAGAAGCCAGCACAAAGGAUGAUUCUGAGGCAGAUGUACAUGUUCUAGUGUACAGCACUGCCCAUGUAAAAGCACAUAUAAACCAUUACCAUUACCUUGUUCUACUCAGAUUGAAGGAGUGUCUCAUUCAGUUACAGGAGGACCUCAAUCAGGAUGUGCAAAAGUUGACUAAAAAUCCAGUUAAAUCUGGCAGUACUUGCAUAGGGUUGUUGAUAAAAAGUGCAGAAAUUGCUUUACUGCUUCAUCCUGUACCAGCCAGUCACGAUGAUGCCAAAUCCCGGGAAUCUGAAAGCACAAGUCUCGCUGAGUCAGAACUUUCACCUUCUGGAAGUAAAGAGAGUCUGACUGUGGAGGUAAAACCUUUGAACAGAGCAACAACUGAUCAACUGGACACUACCAUUAAUUCUAUGGAUGACAGUGGGAUUCACAAUGGGGAUUUAAGUAUUGCCACAUCAUUAGAUCUUGGUGUUUUGUCGCAAGAUGGUAUGCUUGUGAGCAGUGCUCCUGUUGCUAAUGCUAAAGAGGUAGUAGAAAAAGGACUUGUGGAGGAAGCAUUUGAAGCAGUGGAGUCACUAGACGCUGAACAUUCUGGAGAUGUCAUUGAUCACUGUACAUCUCACCCCACUUUAGCCACAAGCACACCUUUGAUUUUACACCCACAAAGAAAGAGCAAAUCAUCUCUUGAUGAUGUCCAGACUGAUCCUGUUCCAUUUGAGGAUGUUGAUUCAACGCCAUUGACCGUAACAAAGGAUGUUGCAAAAGAAGCUUUGCUCAUAACUGUGGAUUUCACUAAAGAAGCUGUUUGUCUCACAAAAGAUGCUUUCAGUCUCAGCAAGGAAAAGAUGGCAAGCACAAUGCAAAAGAUGCUUUCUCUAUCGUCCUCUAGAGAACAGCUGUCAAAAGGAGAAGAUGGUUUAUCCUCUUCUUUAUCCAGCACCAAACUGCGACUUUUAAACAUGAAACGCACCAACUCGCAGCAUUCCCUCGACAGUAUGUCAUUUGACGGAAGUCUGACAGAAGAUGGAAUAUCUGUGGACAGUGACAGCAGUGAGAAGUAUGUUAUCCUCCUAGAAGCAGAAUCUGGACAAGAAUCUCUUCCCCCAGAUACCUGCAUUGAUACGACAGGUGGAAUGGGCAGCAGUCAGAGUCUACCGGAAUUUGUAGAUGGAGGACAUGGAGCACAAGGCUUUCACAAACCUUCCACAAUGACAAAUUCGUCAACUCAAAGUGAGGAUGAUUCUAAUGCUGAACAGGCUUCUGUGUUGUUGCUGAAGAUAUUUGACUUAAAUUGUGGAAUUGAUAUCAGAGGUGAUGAUCUUUUUGUUGGUGUUGAAGCAAAAGAAGUGAUUCCUGAUCAGUUGGGCAACUUGGGAGUGCAGCAGUUUCUGAGCAGCCGUACAACUGGUUUUCAGAAGGCCUGCUGUCUGGAGUCAAAGAGAAACCAACCUGCUGUGUGUUUGAGAUUUGAAUCUGGACCACACUUGCUGGUUCAUUCUCCACUUGCUGUCAAGAAUGGAUUUUUACAAUUCCAUAUCAAUAAUUACAACACAGAGCUGCUGAUGUCAUCUCUGACAAACCUGGGCCCUUUCUUGGAGGAUGAGAUCAUUCCAGAGGUGAUUCCAAUGAAGAUAGAACUUUUCAACUGCAGAAUAACUCUCAAGGAUGAUGGCCCACGAUUAUAUGCUACAUCUCCUGGCCCUGUACCUGUGCAUCUUGAUGUUGAUCACCUUGUGGUUCAGCGGAUUGAUGACGGGACUUUUUGUAUAAGGGCCAUCCAGACAAACAAAAAUGAACCAGUGUUGACAAAACUGGAGAAUUAUUUGGUCACAACUGAAUCACAUCAGCCCAAACUUGGAUGGGCGAAAGCUGGAGAAAUGCAGCCACUGUCUGAGAGCCAGAGUCCAUCAGAUCUGGGCAUCAGCACUAAAGAUAUGCAGAAUGAACUCCUUAGGCAGGAACUUGUCAGCUUGAAGGAAGCUUUGACAAAGGCAAAUCAAGAUCGAGAGAGGUUGCUGCAAGAAGUCAAGAAACUGAAUCCUAACUUUAAGCUUUGACUGUUGCUACUGCUAACAUCCCAAACACUAUGUGAUUAGAACGAAUGUUAUCAUCUGAUUGGUUACUAGAACGAUCAGCAUAAACCUUGAGUCACCAAGUGAACCCAGCAGCAGUAGUUACAAGAGCAAGGUCUUCCAGUCUGUAUGGAAGGGACCCUUCUUAAGUUCCAUUGAUAUUUUGUAUUAAUUUGUCAAAAUGACAAUAUGUUGGUUGUUGCACACAGCACUUUUGAAGUGUGAUCAUGGUGGUUAUAAAAUUGCAUCAUAACUUCAGAUAGUUAAAUGGGUAACCACCUUUUUUAAAAAUAAAACUGGAAUAAGUAAGUUGCAAGUACAGCAGCAGAGUUUUGGUUGGUGCACUUAAAUGAACAAUGGAGAGGAAUAUUAAAUUAGUGAUGUAUAUAACUGAGGACAUUCGUUUACUCUGAUACAAGCAACAGAAUAAUAUUGGUAUUAUUAAUCCAGGACCAGCAAAUGAAGUAAAGGUGCAUCUUAAUAACCUUGUGCUCCCUAAUUUAUAUUUUGUGUAUAUAUCAAUCCCAUUUUACUGAAUAGUUUGUUUAUAACAUACUUUGAAGCCACUUGCAACCUUGAACAGCUGCCACGCUGGUGUGCUUUUGGAGAACUUGUGGAGCAGUUCCUGUGUGCUUGUGGCUGUUGCUGUAAGUUCUGUCAGCAAAAUAAAAACUAGCCAAUGAAUUUAAAACACAGAUUUUAAACAAAGAAACUAUUUUGAGCUCUCUGUACAUUUAAAUUAACUUUUGGAGUUAGCUUUAAGAUUCCGUGAGUGUUUGUCUUCCCAGUUAUGAGCGACUGUUGGUGUGGACAGAAAUACAAACAGUCAAUGGUGAGAAUCCCUUCUGAAGGGCUUCCUUUCAGACUGGACAGCAGUAGGUUUCUGAAUAACUGUCAAGCGAAUUGGUUUGCACUAUUUCUUCAUAAUUCCUGUUUUCAGCCAAAUUUUCUUAUCCAUGUCUAAUUAAUGAUCAUGACCCACUCCAAGGGUGGGAAAUCACCUUCUAUACAACUUGGUUUGUUAGAGAUGAACAUUGAUCAGGUUUCUGGUGUAGUCCACCAUUCACACUAACUUUCUUGUUUUUCUGCUUUUUGGUUUUUCUCUUUUUGUUUUCCUCUUCUCUUUCCCUAAAAAAAAAAGUCUCAGUGCAGAUGAGCUUCAUUAAAUUCUGCUAAUUUCUAAAUCCAAUAAAAUGCAACGUUGUUACUUUGAAUUAGUUAUAAUAUUUGCCAAGUAAAACCAGAAAAAUGUGCUAAAUAACUUGAUUUCUAACUCCAGUGCUGAACAAAUUUUGUGCUUGCAAUCUGAAGUAGAGCACAUGGUUGUCCAAUUUUUUGCUAUGUUUACACAAGGGAAUAACUUUUUUUACUUUGUUAAAUAGGAAGUGGUUGAUCAGGAGGGUGAAUGUGUAUACAGUAGAUGUGCAUUUAGAUAUUUUCAGUCUAUUAAGUCACUUUGCUAAUACUGUUUCUAAACAUUAUUGCUCUGCCAUUAUCCAAAUUUCCUUCAUGGAUGCAAGUUCUUUUUAAUCUGCUACAUCUCAUUAGAUAUUGAGUCCAUAGAUGAACUGUGAUUAACAGGUGUUGAGCUUGGUUUGCUGCUCUGAAUCUUUUGAUGUUUACGUUAUAGCCCAGUCUUGAUUCGGGAUGCUUCAGUGCAUUCUCCUGUCACUAAUGUUGUUUCUUUUUUUUUUGACAUCCACAUUCUUCACAGAAUAAGUUGUCAUCUCAAAUUGUGAUUCUGAUUUUUGUUUCUGUAAUCUUAAAACAAAACUGGAGUUUAAUGAGAUUGCUCUUUGUUUCCUUGUGGUUUUGAGAGCAGUGCAUGUUAGUGUACCAACUCAUCUCCUGUUUUUAAAACCAAAGAGCAGCACCAUUUUAGAUUAGUUUCUUCCCCAUUGUGGGCAAGUUACGCAGUUAUGAAUCUCUGAAAUACAGUAGCACUCAAACCUCAGCCAGGAUGCUUUGGAUUUUCUGUUUCCAAAAUCCUGGGAGUCAAAAUUGUUCUAGUCAAUAAUUGUGCAAGAUGUAACUUCUUGCAGGUAGUGCAGACUUAGCCCGGUUACUGCAACCCCGUAUCCUGUCCAGAAUCAGAAAUGGCUCAACUUGCAUACAGUUGAAGCAGAAGUAAAGUUAUUCAAAUUUGUCUGAUAGUGAGUGCAGGAAUAACUGAGGUGUUAUAGCUCUUGAGAUGGACAAUACUUGCAUUAAAAGCUAUACUGAUAUGUAUUAGGAGUUGCUUUAAAAAAAAGGCACCCUGUAUCAAGCAGAAGACUGAAAGGAUUCUGGUUUCUGACUAGCUUGCUAUUGUUCAAAGGUGCUCUUACCUGCUCAGUUUCAAUCACUGGUUGGUUGCUUACACAAUCAACAGGUAUUUUUAGUAAGUUUGGAACAACUGAACUUCUCACUACAGUAGAUAUUGCUGUCUUUUUGACAUUGGCAGUUUUAUUACACUAGAACAUAGCUGAAACUGGUUUGUUCCAGUAUGAAGCAAUUCAUCAGAUUUGAAGUGCGAACAAAAUGUUCUGAUCAAUUUCCAACUGAUGAACAAUAAGCCAGGGAAGUCACUAUGGGUCAUAUUAGCUAUUAAAAUGUGUUAGUGUAUUAGAGACUUUUUUUUUUCCUGCUUUCUAAUUUUCAUUCUCCUACAAUUGUAACAGGUCCUAUAAGUUAACUCGUUACACCACAAUCAGAUGGCAAAAGAUUUUUAGAAUGAAACAAGUUGAAGAAUUUGUAACCUGAAAUAAGUUAGAUAACCUCAGACAAAUGGCAAGAUGAAUUGGCUUCAUAUUUUUGACUGGGUAGGGUGAGAAAGGAAUGAGCUCCAGUUUCAACUCCUUUCUUAUUGUGACUUUAAUGAAGGUGCACAUAUGGUAGUGUUUGGGGGUGGUGCCAUAAAACCUGAAUGAUGUUUAUUGCCGGCUAACGUGAAGAAUGGCUACUUGAGUUGGUAGUGGAGGAAUAUGGUGUCUGUGCUCAAGUGGUGUUAAGGAUUUAUAGGGCUUGUACUGAGACUGAAGGGACGCAGUACUUAUGUAGCCAUGCUGUGUAUGAAUGCAUUUGCGAAUUCACUUUUUUCAUGUUGCACAAUAGCUACCUUAGAUUAUAUUUUUGUUCUGUUUGCAAAAACCUCCUAAGCCCAAGAUCUUUAUCUUCCCAUUCCCAAGGGUGUAAAUCACAUUGCUGUGGUGACUACAGAACAAAAUGUUGUUUUGAAAUGACAACAACAAUGUUUGGAUUUUCUUUGCUUACUGCUGUCCAUUCUUGCCCAGCUGCGCUGAUUUAACCAAUGUGAUGCAGAAGUGGGGCUUUUCAGGUUGUCCAUACGGAAUACAGAUUUCUAGGUGUUUUUUUUGGGAAAUGCAGUAUUCUUCCAUAAAGCUCAGUUUUGUUUCAUUGUUGAGGUGAGGAAUCUUGAACAAUCAACUGCUUGGAGUCAAACUAAAUUGUGUUUCAGAACUGAGCUCUCACUGCUUGCACUCACUUUGUAGUGUGCUCGCCUGAUUUGCUGCAGUGUGGUAAAUGAAGGAAAAAAUCUCUAACUCGACAUUAGCCAGCUGUCAUAGUUUUCCAUGUUUUUUUCAUUUCAGACUUGAGUUGCAUUCCCUUUUCCCACCCCAUACUGCUCCUUCUCAUCUAAAUUUGAACUGGGGAAACCACAAUUCUCUAUCCUGUUAGUUAUUAUGGGGUGGAAAUAGUAAUUGCUAUCUACAUCCACUAGGCUCAAUAUGUGACACUGAAAGGAGUAAUUACUUUGAUAAAUAGAUCUGAUUUUUUUUCUUUGUACUGUUUUGAGAAAGUUCAGUUUUUCCAUAUAUUGAAGUGAGCUUAAAAACAUAGCUCUUGGCAUAUAAUGAUGUUUAUGUAAUUGGGAUUGGGAUGAAGGGAAGAUGGAAGAGCUAACUUUGAAACACACUUGCAGUUGUCUGAAUAAACAAUUAAUCUAAUAGCAGUAUUAACGACAGUAACUUGCAGCCAGUAGAGUUUCACUGGUUGGAACUUCCUGGUUUAAACCAGUGGGUUUUGUAUUAACACUGAACAAAGUAAUUGUUUUCAUUGAGUUUACUUUGUGCCUAAUGGCAUAUUUUGAAUACUGACUGUAAGGAAGGGGUAUUUAUGCUUCAAAUCUUUAAAAGUUAAAUGACAAAGUCGUCUCUCCAAGUUGAAUUUAUUACUGAACCAUUCGUUUACUACUCAGAUUAAAUCCAGAUGUGGAAUACAAAUGCUGUCAAUAUUAUUGUAAUACAUCUCUUUGGAGAUAAUCUUUUUUGGCGUUGACAUUUUGUUAAAUUGAAGCUUCUCUGUUUCCAGCUUUUUCUACUUCGAUCUGAAAGAACCACUUGAACUUUGAACAUGUAAUUAUUGUUUUUGAGCAACUUGUAAAGUCACUACUUAGUCGUAUUUAUUAACUAUAGUGGCUUUGGAAUGCUGAUCCCAACUUAGUUGUGAGGCACCAUUUUCUUUUUCAAUUUAAACAGAAUCCGUGUUUGAGGGGAAACCAACGUUUUGUUGUAACUAGUAAAGAAGGUAAAAUAUUAUUGAACUAGUUUAUCUUACUUGCCUACAGGGAAAGUGGAAAAUUUUACAUCGUUGAGGACUAGACAUUGAGAAACAAAGUUGUGUUGGCGGAUCUCAAUGAACUGUUCACUGCUUGGUGUGAAGAGAUUUUCUUGUCUUUUGACAAGGAAUAACAAAAUCUGCCUUUAAUACAUUAAGUUGUCACUUCGUUUUGUAAUAACGCUUGUGAUACUCUGCAACAGGCAAUCCAGAGUCUCUGAAUGCAAUAUGCUUCUAUAUAUGGACAUUUUUAAUCUGAAUCAAAAUAUGCUCAAGUUUUUAUGUUGAAUUCUUUAAAAUAACUCUCUGAAAGCCACAAUUAUUGUGAUCUAAAUUCCUCCUCCCAUUCUUCUGACCUUAGUUUAUCCUUGCUGAACAAUGUCAUGCCUUUUGACUUGAAAUCUUUCUCCUCAGUGGCAUAACUGGCCACUAUUUUUUCUUUUUACCUUUUAUUCCUCCCUCAACUUGGAACAAUACUUUGCCACUAAAACUGAACUUGAAGGACAGCAGAUACAACCCAUGCACCAGCAUACUCUGCCACCAUACACUGAAAUAUAUUGCUAUGCCCUAAUUUGUCAAAGACAUAUGAAUUAUUACAAUGAUUUACUGGAAGUCUUCUAAGCAAUGUCACAACCAGGACUGAACUCUACCAUUGCUUCCAAGUAUUUUUUGUGUGCAUGCACUGAAAUCUAGCAAAUCUUUUUUAGUACUGCCACUGUCUUUUGUAAUCAAAUGCUGGUUUAUGUGUUAUCUGUAAAAGAGCACAAUUGAUUUCGUACAUCUGAAGUGUUAAAUUCUGAGUUUGCUUCUGAGCUGCCUAUUACUUGAUGCACUGGUUAAUCCUCUAUAACAUGUACAAAUAUGAAUGUGUCACACUUUGUUUUGCAUUAACAUUGCUUAUUGAAAUGAGAACUUCACCAGAAAGUUCAAGGCAACACAAACUACUUGCACAGCACCUUUUGUGAAAUAGGCUGAAAAUAUACAAAUUUUUUUUGUCAUCUCCUGAGAUUAACUAUAUCUUUGCAAACACUUGAAAUUAGAGAAACUGUAUCAACUGCAUUAAUUUUGAUAGAUGCUUUUUGAAAACAGCACCAAAAUGCAAAUGUCCAGUGCAGUGCCCAAAUGUUCUCGCUGAACUUAUCUCUGGAUAUGUGGAAAAACUUGAACCAAAGACUCGAUAUAAAAUAUCAAUCAAAAUAUGCAUGUGUUUUGAUUCAAAUGGUUACAUUUAAAUUCUAGUUACUUUGAUCUAAAUUCUUCUUCCCUGUUCCAUCCAUCCUACUGCCCAUCUUACAAUUUUUCCUUGCUAAAAAUGUCAUGUCUUUCAAAACAAGACCUUUCCCUCACUCAUAACUGCAAGGUGUUUUUACUUUUCAUCUUGAAAUUUUAAGUUGGAGUUCAAGUAAAUUUCUUUCACAUUGCCAAAUUCAUUAUCUUUACUUUUGAUUUGAACUUUAGAGCAUUAAAACUAAUAUUCCUGUGCCAAUUUUUUGUCAAAAUGUGGACAUAACUUGUAUCAUCAAUUUAAUUGUUGCCCAUUGAUCUUUCUGGUGCUCUUUUUCUAUCAUUGUGGAAAGGAUUGAUGACUGCUCAUUAUAUUUUGACCAUUUCUUGUCACGAUCAGAAGCCAGCAUUUCUCCACUGUUGUAAUACUGAAUUUAUCCAAUGCCUUAGUCCAGUGCAAACAAAGGUAGUAAUCAAAACUGUUUAAUCAUUCCAGGUUUCACUUGUGUAUUUUAACUGAUGCACAGAGGUCUUUAGAAGUCACAACUAAAUGUAAACAGCUGAAACUUGAUUAAAUCGUUCAUGCUCAAGUAAAAGGCACACGCAACUUUUUGCUCAAAGAUAUUUUAAUACUGUACAGUUAAGAAUGCAUGAGCAUUGCAACACAGUGGUAAAACUACCAGUAAUGUGGUUUAAAAUGUGUGUUUGAGGCAUUCAUGUUGAAGUUCUGCUGUGGUAUUUUCAGUUCCACAUUUUCAGCCACUACUACACAUGUUCAUGACUGGUUCUGUGAAUCAGUACAGUUAAAUAUUUUUUGAAAUAAAUUAAUAUCAUCUAAUGUUUUGUCUCUUUGCUGAAAUGUGUCUUUAGUAUUCAAUAGAUGUAGCUUGAACACUGAAAUAUUCCCUUUUACUGUUUGAGGUAUCUUUGGAACUUUAUUUUUUAGUCAAACGAGGCUCCUGUUGCAUUUUUAUUUUGUUUCUUAAAAGGACAAAUACUAUGCUAAGCCUUUCAAAUGAAGGAAAAUAUAGAGUGAACAAGAUGAAAUGCACGUGUCUGAUAUUGGUAACAAUCAUAGUUUGACAGCAAUGAACAGAGAUUACAACAGAAGAAUCUACCAGCAAAUAAUGAAAUGAAAGGCAGUUUCUCUGAAUGCGUGCAAUAUUGUUUUUUAAAAAAUAAAUGAAUUGGUGACAAAGGUAAGUAAACAGGUAUGAUAGCCAUUGUGGCAAUAUUGUUGCAAGGUAGCUACAGCUGUGAAUAUUCAAAUGUCCUUGAUAUUUUGUCCAUGUACACAUAUAUAAUUGAUAAUUCUGUUAUUAAUUGUACUGAUGUCAUUAAUUAAGAAAUGAUCUUGCCUUGGUGAUUUAAGAUGUGGAAAGAUUUCAAUAAAAGCCAGGAAAGAGAGUCUUUUGAUGGAAGUCAACUAUUAGCCCCUAACAGAAGCUACAUUGUGGUCCUUGAAAGAUGUAAUCAAAUCAAGAUGUCUUGCAUCUCCAUAUUGAUAUGUAUAUAACAAAGUUUGCCUUGAGACAAGUUAAUUGCAUGUAUUUGGCACAGUUUUUUUAGAUCAAUACAUUGUGGAAUCAAAAAAGGAGUGGACUAUUUUUGAUCUACAAUUAAGAUUAAUGAAUACUCUAUUCAAACUAUUCUCAAGGGAAGUUUAUCAUCUUGGAAAGUAAUU
Stegostoma tigrinum is the source of this 12223-nucleotide messenger RNA. It is a transcript of the gene bltp3a, whose product is annotated as bridge-like lipid transfer protein family member 3A. The record is from RefSeq and is a predicted model, not a curated record. Lineage: Eukaryota; Metazoa; Chordata; Chondrichthyes; Orectolobiformes; Stegostomatidae. The coding region runs from base 283 to 4743 and encodes 1486 amino acids. The transcript has 21 exons.